ACGCAAGUGCAGACACAGAUAAAAAAAACCCUUCUGCCUUAGGAAGACAACAUUUCAUAACCCUUAACAGUAAUUGAUCGUCGAAACAGUGUAACCACAAGAAAUGAAGAAAAUUCCUCUGAUUCUAAUGGGUUGUGGAGGAGUUGGUCGUCACCUUCUCCAACACAUUGUCUCAUGCCGUUCUCUUCAUUCCACUCAGCAGGGACUCUUCUUGAGUGUUCUGGGAGUUGGUGAUAGUAAGUCUUUGGUAGUUGCGGAGGAUUUGAUGAAUAAGGGGUUGUCUGAUAGCUUCUUGUUAGAACUUUGCCGGGUCAAGCACGGUGGCGAAUCACUAUCAAAACUUCAUGAUUUUGGAGAAUGCCGGGUAUUUGUCCAUCCGGAAUCGCAAGGAAAGAUGCUAGAGAUUGCAUCUCAACUUGGUAAAAAAACAGGUUUGGCCUUUGUAGAUUGCUCUGCUAGCUCUGACACUACUGUGGUGCUAAAACAAGUGGUUGAUAUGGGUUGUUGUGUUGUUAUGGCAAAUAAGAAACCUCUUACAUCUACAAUGGAGGAUUUUAAAAAACUUUUCACGUACCCACGUCGAAUUCGGCACGAGUCAACUGUAGGAGCUGGUCUUCCUGUGAUAGCAUCCCUUAAUCGCAUAAUCUCUUCUGGUGAUCCUGUUCAUCGCAUUAUUGGGAGUUUGAGUGGGACAUUGGGGUAUGUAAUGAGUGAGGUUGAAGAUGGAAAGCCGCUGAGCCAAGUUGUUAGGUCUGCCAAAAGUCUGGGGUACACUGAACCAGAUCCGCGUGAUGACCUUGGUGGAAUGGAUGUCGCUAGAAAGGCUUUAAUUCUUGCUCGAAUACUUGGUCAUCAGAUUAAUCUGGAUAGCAUUCAGAUUGAGAGCUUGUAUCCCGAAGAAAUGGGGCCCGAUGUAAUGACUGUUGAAGACUUCCUAGGCCGUGGUCUCUUGCUGCUAGAUAAAGAUAUUCAAGAGAGAGUUGAGAAGGCAGCUUCAAAUGGAAAUGUGCUGCGCUAUGUCUGCAUAAUUGAGGGCUCAAGGUGUGAAGUUGGUAUUCAAGAGCUUCCUAAGAAUUCUCCCCUAGGAAGGCUAAGAGGAAGUGAUAAUGUGUUGGAAAUAUACACUCGAUGCUAUAGCGACCAACCGCUAGUUAUUCAAGGUGCUGGAGCUGGAAAUGACACUACUGCAGCCGGUGUCCUUGCUGAUAUUGUGGAUAUUCAGGAUUUGUUUCCUUGAGGGGUGUCCAUAUUUCUCCCUACUUGUUUAUGCAGCGCUGCAUACAUUUCAAGUGAAAAUCUGAAGUUGAUGGUGAGUGGAUCUUACCUGCAGACUUCAGGUGGAUGAAUAUUACUAGAUUACUUGAGAUACAUCCUUUCCCACUCAAAGACAUUCUAAUGUCUGUUUUCUUGGGAUCUGUUUAUCUGUUGAUAAUAUGUCAAAAUGUGGGAGGGAGGGAUCUGGUUAAAUCUAAUAACAAGAGCUAUUUCUGGAUGAAGUAGAGAUGGUGUGGAUUAAAUGAAUGAUCACAAGAUGUUCUAAGGGGUGUUUUGGUACUUUCAGAAUUUUGAACCUAGUUGAUGGCGUUC
Molecule: messenger RNA, 1587 nt
Organism: Gastrolobium bilobum
Lineage: Eukaryota; Viridiplantae; Streptophyta; Magnoliopsida; Fabales; Fabaceae
Product: homoserine dehydrogenase
Exons: 13
Coding region: 104-1237 (377 amino acids)
Biological process (GO): aspartate family amino acid biosynthetic process
Molecular function (GO): homoserine dehydrogenase activity; aspartate kinase activity
Source: RefSeq, a predicted model, not a curated record